GACGGACAACUGACAGUGAAAUUUAUUAUUUUCGUUGAUUGAUGAUUCUCACAUAGCUUAAUCAUUCGAAUCUUAAUUUAUAAAAUUCUGUUGUAAAUAUUUAAAAAAACCAGCUAAUAAUUGGAUCUCUUACGAGAUUUUCAAACAAAUUAUAAUUUUCGCUUUAGUUUUUCACCAUGCAAAGUGUAAUAAAUACGGUAAAAGGUACUGCUCUCGGGGUGGCCGGAUAUUUGACGCCUGUUCUGAAGGAAUCUAAGUUCCAUGAGACUGGGGUGCUGACGCCUGAGGAGUUUGUGGCUGCGGGAGACCACCUGGUCCACCACUGUCCAACAUGGCAAUGGGCCAAGGGCGAGGAGGCCAAAGUGAGACCUUACUUGCCAGCCGAUAAACAGUUUCUCAUAACAAGAAACGUGCCGUGCUAUAGAAGGUGCAAGCAGAUUGAAUACUGUGAGGAUAAGGAGAAGGUGAUAGAAACGGAGAACGAUGAGGAUGGCGGCUGGGUGGACACCCACCACUAUGAUAACACGGGCUCGCCCACUCUGGAGGAAAAGGUAUGCGAGAUGACCCUGGAGGCGGCAGACACAGGCGACAGCGAUGGCGAGGAAGCUGGCAAUCCUGAUGAGGAAGAAGACGAGGAUGAAGACGGCGAGGCGGAGGACAUGGAGCAGUUCCAGGAGUCGGGCCUGCUGGAUGAGGUGGAUCCGUCGACUGACCUAGCGCCGCGUAAGGAUUCGAAGCCGAAGCCCGAGCGCAAGCCGAAGGCGGACGGCGACGAGAUCGUGCGCACGCGCACCUACGACCUCCACAUCACCUACGACAAGUACUACCAGACGCCUAGACUCUGGCUCAUUGGCUAUGAUGAGAACCGCACGCUGCUGACAGUGGACCAGAUGUACGAGGACGUGUCCCAGGACCACGCCAAGAAGACGGUGACCAUGGAGUCUCACCCGCACCUCUCCGGGCCCAGCAUGGCCUCCGUGCACCCCUGCAGGCACGCGGAAGUUAUGAAAAAAAUCAUAGAAACUGUAACGGAGAGCGGCGGUGAGAUGGGCGUGCAUUCCUACCUCAUAGUGUUCCUGAAGUUCGUUCAGACUGUCAUUCCGACCAUAGAGUAUGAUUUCACGCAAAACUUCUCUAUCAAUUAGUAGGUUUUAAUAGUGUUGCCAAAAACUAUGUCUGUAAUGUCGAUAGGCUAACAGUAGCAUCGAUACUAAUGAUAGUUUGAAUAUCCGAAAGUUAUCAGAUGUUAUCUAUUAUUUGGAUAGGCAAAGAUUGCCGUUUUUGUCAACUAUCAAUGGUAUUUAAAUGAUUAGAACAGUGAUGGCGCUUAAGACUAUGGUCUAUAAUAUCUUUAUCGAUAGUUUUAUAUUCGAAUGGCAUCACUAGCAUCGAUAAUAUCGAUAACUAUGGAUAGGUACAGUCAAAGACAUAUCAAGUUACCCUGCAUGCAAAGCUUACUUAGACGUGUGGCGUUUUAGUGAAACGUCGCAGGUAAGAGAAACAAGAGAUGAUUAAAAAAUUUAUAGAAUAAAGAGCAACUUUAUUUGGACUAGUUUUAAAGGUAAAGAGAGGUCGUGGGUUUGGGUAUAGUCACGAGAUCCAGCAAGUAGCCGCUAGAGAAUAGAAAGCUUCUUAACUUGGUGAAUGCUGAUAGUCAAAAGGUGAACCCCGGGGUUCCCGGCUUGGGAGAGGGGCGCCGGGGAGACCCGGACGUCAUGACGUCACAAGCGGUUAUAGAUCCUUGCAGUGAAGUUUGGAUAGGUUAAUAUGCUGUUGACUGUACUAUUUUUUUUCUUCUCAAACUAUCAAUGGUUGACUAUCGAGCGGCAACACUAGUUUUUAGAAUUCACUGUCUAGCUUGGAGCACGGUUACGGCUGUGAUGUUUGUGGCGACGUUAGUGCCAUCUAUGUUGUGGAGCGGGAACUGCACGGCUUGUUUAAACGUGUCUGCGUGCUUGAAGUUGCCACUUUCAAAUGAUGUUAGACUUCCUCGCUGCAUUAUUUAUAAAUAAUACAGGUAUUAAAUGCGCACGAAAACGUAGUACCUUUAUUUGAUUGAUCUCUGACGUCGCUCGGUGAGUACGGAUCAUUGUAACAUGAUUUUAAAUGUCAGAUAAAAAGGCACGUUAUGUGCGCCUUUAUAACCUGUAUUAUUUAUAAAUGCCACUUGCAAUUUAAAAAGGGAAUAUGAUAUUUGUUUAAUGUCUAAACAAGCCUAUAUGGGCAAGCAUCAACUCGUUGCACAAAAUUUAAACUCGGGCUCGUACUGCUCUACCGCCGUGCCGCAGUGUGACGACAUUGAAGAGUUUCUUGUAUCACAAAUUGGCGCGCGCCCGCUCUCAAAUUGCGCUGCUUCUGACCUGCUUUUUGUGUGCUCAGGCCUUAUGCAGUUCCCGCCCUAUUAAGUGCAAAGAUUAUGAGAGUUCGUUGUCGGAUGCGAUGUACUGGCAGCGACGCUGUAAGUCAUACUUUUCAUUGUUCGAUUGAAUUGAACAAGAAAUAUAAAAAACAAUUGCAGAGAAAAGAGAUGAAUGAAGGACGCUUCACUUAACUCCACCGGCAAGAGUUAGCGUUAGCUUAAGGCGAAUAUGUAAUAUAAUAAAUCUAGAAAUUACAUAAAAACUGCAACAUCCCAAAAGUAAAAGUACUAGCCCCAUUUUACUAUUGUUAGUUAGAUUAAUAUAUUGUGCACGCCUUAACCUUUUCACAAUUUGCCUCCUCGCGGAUCUUUUUUUAUUGAAAUAAGCAGCACUGUGCUAAAGUUUGUUAUAUACUGAUUUAUAUUUGUAAGCUGGGUAUAUAUAUGAAUUUGGUAAAUAAAUAUAAAUGUUAAUGAUUGUUAAAUGCUCAAUUGACAACAUUCGCCGUGCUCAUCUCAGUUAUUUUAUCAUAAUGUAAGCUAUAUUAGAAAUAUAUAAUUAUUAUGCGUUGGCCACGCAGUGUUAAGGUGCGUUUCCGCAAGCACAAUCCUGAGACAUUAACUUGUCAUAAUUGGCAAAUGGAACCGCCCCUUAACAGCGUUACGUCAUUUCUGCUACACUUUAGUCCUUGUGUAACGCAUUUUUAUACAAAAAGCAUUUUGUAUUCUUUUGUAUAAAUGUACUUCAAUAAUCAUAUUUAACUAUUCUGUUCUAUGUAUAAUUUUGUUUGUUAUUAACUUUUGGUCUGUCGUAAUUUUGUGUCAACUUCUUUAUAUUAAGACAAGAGACAAAGUCUGUCCAGUACAAUGUUUAGGAAACAUUCCCAAAAAGCCAUAGAGUAAAUGUAACUACGCCCGCACUCCAAUGCUUAUCUCCCGUUUUAUAAAUAUAUGUAUUUCAUAAUUUUUAUUGUACGUAAGAUGUGUUUCGUAAUUUUGUAGUUAUUUUUGUAGGAAUGUGCGCUAGUCCAGUAGGCUAGUAGUGCUAGUCUAAAAAAACUUAACAGAAGCUACUCGGUUAAGUUUUUUUUAGACUAGUUCAGACUUAAGUUUUUGCAAAAAAUGGCAAGAACUAUUAAGCGGUAAUGAUACGCUACUGCCGAUUAAACGUACUGUUUAUUUUUGCGAACUUACUGCAGAUCGAUAAUCUUUCGCAAGAAUAAAGUUAUUUAAAAUUUUAAAGCACAUCUUAAGUAAAUCAAAAGAAUCUAUGUUGGAGUGAGUCACACCGACUUGCCAUAGGAUCGUUUCGACCAAUAGCCGUUGGUGAUAAUUUUAUUUUCUAGUGUUAUAUUUAGUUCUUAGAUAUUUUGUACAAUAUUACUCAAGCUACAUAUAUUAUGCGUUAUUAAGUUUUGUUUAAAGUUAUUUUCUUAAAAAUAUUUUGCUAUAA
Amyelois transitella is the source of this 3812-nucleotide messenger RNA. It is a transcript of the gene Atg3, whose product is annotated as ubiquitin-like-conjugating enzyme ATG3. The transcript has 7 exons. The coding region runs from base 177 to 1145 and encodes 322 amino acids. The record is from RefSeq and is a predicted model, not a curated record. Lineage: Eukaryota; Metazoa; Arthropoda; Insecta; Lepidoptera; Pyralidae. Gene Ontology annotation, biological process: autophagy of mitochondrion; autophagosome assembly; nucleophagy. Gene Ontology annotation, molecular function: Atg8-family ligase activity. Gene Ontology annotation, cellular component: cytosol; cytoplasmic ubiquitin ligase complex.